CGCGGAAUCUCAGUAUCCAAAAGCUGCGGACCUCCUAAAGAAGGCUGUAGGUGAACUUGAGAGAGUAAAUCCAGACGUCGACACUCCUGGCCCUGCUCGGGAACAGCAGAACAAAGGAGAAAAAAUUCUGAGUCAGGAGAGGGUAAACAUACAUUAUUUUAAAGAUGGCCCAAGCUCAAAAGUCAACUCUUCAACAGACAUAAGGUUGACCAAGAUAAGUCAUAAUGUUGCAGCCACAAUACGAACUAUGUUUGCACCAUACAAUACCAACUUGACUGCCUACAGAAGGCCUCAGACAAAAUUCCAAAGACAUACUUUUAAGACCACUUGGACUUACAAAUUUUGUUGUCUUGGAGGUCCUAAUGAGGAUGAGGUACCAGACAAACCAAUGAAAAGGAUACUGAUUGAAACAGGUCUGGGGGAGAAGAAACUUGCUCUAGUAAAGAACAAGGAUGCAGAGUAUUUAAGAGAUGCUUUGUUGGAGCAUUAUCCAAAAUUAAAGGAUGGUGGGGGAUACGAGUUGAUGCGUUCCUCAUCCAGAACUCUUUUGGAGACCAUAUCAAUUCCAAGUUGUGGGUACACUACCCACUAUCUGUCAGAUGAAAGUGGACUUGGCUCUGCAAUUUGCUAUAUUAGGCCAUUACAGGCACAGUUGUCUUUGGAUGCAGUAGAAAGAAGUGAGCCAUCAGAAUUUUGUCUAAAAGAAGUAUGUAAAGUUUGUGGAGAGAAGAUUCCAAUCGUCUCACUGAGAGAUCAUUUGUUCGAGUGUAAAGAGCAAUGUGAACAUGAUCAAAUGGAGGACAUGCCAGUUAUAACCAAAAGACAGAAACGAUUAGAACCUAUACAUGAUUCUGCAUGUGUACGUUUAAAUUCUUAAUCAUUUAUUAUUAGCUACAUGGACAUGUAGUUUCCAGAUAUGGAUUGAUAUAUGGUCUGACGGUGUCAAAAUGUCCUAGCAAGGCAUACCCUAACAUACAUAAUAGACAUGAUAGGAGGGUACUGUGUUACUUUAAAUGGUACACAAAAACUAUGGGAUAUAUUGUCAAACUUCAUAUGACCAACUUAUUUGAUUCAACAUUUUUAGGAGGUAGGGUGAAAAUAAUAUACCAUUUACUGCAAAUUCAUUGUCUCAAUAUCACACACUCCAAUAAGUAUCCUGGUAUACAGUUUAUUUGCAUAUGGCUUGAAUUAUCUUGUAUAAGAUCACAGUUCUUCUUAGUCCCCUACCAAUAAACCAAAAGACCAUAGGUUUUCUCCUCGUCUGUCAAGUCCUUCUCUCCCUCUGUCAAGUCCUUCUCUCCCUCUGUCAAGUCCUUCUCUCCCUCUGUCAAGUCCUUCUCUCCCUCUGUCAGUCUGUCCCACUUUGUUUUCCACACUUUUUCUCUUGUCGAUAUUGAGCUGAUUUUUAAUAUGCAGGUGUACCUUAAUGAGUUACAGAUCAAAUUUGCAUUUUGUUCGGCGUGGAUGAUUUUUGACAGAAUUAUGGCCUUUUUAAUUUUUGAGGGGAAGCAGACACUUACCAAUAGGGGACUUAUACUCUCAGAAUGCUUGUUGUCCCCCGCCUUUCGCGAAAGCGGGGGGCUAUAGAAUCCAGGGUUUCGUCAUUCUGUCAUUCCGAAGUUCCGUCAUUCCUAACUUUAGUUUCCCUGAUUCGAUUUAAAGGAAACUUAUAUAGAUGAGAGGGAUAGGGAAGGGGAAGGAUCCUAACCAUUUUGAAGUCCGAAGAUCAAAGGUCAAGGUCACCGUUACUAAAAAUAGAAUUUUGUACAUCAAACCUUUUGCCAAGUGGGAAAUUUUUAUUUUCCAUCCCAUUUUGAUGGGAUUUAUUUUGUUUGUUAUUUUUUUCUAUUUCCAGUUAUACUCACCGAUAAGAAAAUUACAAAACAUUGCUUCUCUAUGUUAUGCUCCUUGGCGGGGGACCUUGAGCGCUGCUCGAUUUUUAAUAAAUGUUAGAUUGAAAUUGAAGAAAAAAUCACUUUCAUUGGAUGAUAUCCAACAUUGUAGAAAUCUUACUAAGUUGCGUUCACCUGCACGAUAUCUUGAAGCAAUUGCUUAGUGAGUUUGUAUCGUUUAGUUAUUGAAUCAUAAAACAAAAAAAUAUUGCUGGAGUUGAGUGGGGGGGUUGAUCAAAUUGAUGAUUUAGCAUUCCUUGAAGUACACUAUUUAUCUGGCCCUUAGGGCUCAAUGAAUAUUGCGCUCCUCUGCAGGUAGCUAAAUUAUUUUAUUAUAUUGUCUAGUUAUGGUCCCUAUAUAAUCUAAACAAACGCAAAGGCUUCAUAACACUACUUAUUCACUGGAGGGUCAGUGCGCGUGCAGCGGCGAUUGUGACAUCUAAAAGGACACCUCAAACGUUUAAAAACUGGUUGCAACAGCCAGAGCCAGCUCAGCUGUGUAUCUGAGCAGAAAAAUGUCAGGCAAGCCUGUUGCCCAAUUAUUUUCAAUACAAUUCUAUGUCUUACACUCAACAAAAGGAAAACACAGAAGGUAUAACUUGUAAUCUGAACAUUUUCCAUCUUUCUACGACAGAAGUUUGUCAAUGAAAAACCGUCGUCAUUCAGCCUUUAAUGUCUUAUAAAUUCAAAUCAGGACUAUAUAAGAAAACAAUUAUUAUUUUCACAUGCAAACUAAAUUAUUUUCACAUGUGAAAUAAGGUUAAUUGGCGGAUUGGCCCCCACCCCCACUCUUUUAGUGGUAGUAAUGAAUGUUAAAAAUGUAAUAAUGAAUGAACUGAUCAAUUGAAGGAUGAACGGAGCCCCAUCCCUCCAAUUUAGGAGUUCGAAGUUUGGACAAAAGAGACAUUUUAGGUUCCUUUUCUGCUUGUCAACAAUUGUAGAAGACAAUUUCUCCUCCGACUAUACCUAUACAUCUUGAAAAACGAUGCUGCGUGUUUGCGUACUAUUCUAAAUCUUUCCAAAAUAAUCCCUCAGCGAUACGAAUUACAUUGUUUAUGCAAUUGGCAGCCGCCAUAUGUAAAUUAAGUGGCGGCCGCCAGAUAAAAUAACUGGCGGCCGCCAGUUAAUUUAUAUGGCGGCCGCCAGAUAAUAAGUGGCGGCCGCCAGUUAAAUAAAUAUUAAUUCUAUACCCUGGCACCUAUCGGCUUCCGUAGAAUCUCGAUCUGGUGCGUUUUAUUCCUUCCUGUUGCACCUGAAUUGGUCUUUCAUUCGAUGUGUAUCAUAACUAUGUAAAGUACAUGUAGUGUAUCGAGGCUGUUGAAGCGAUAUGAAAUUACCAUACCACAAUCAACAUUUAGGGGCCAUUGCUUAGUCGAAAGUCUAGAACUGUUUUGAAAACUAUAGUAAAUGGUUCCUGUGACACUCUAUCAUUUAGACGAGAAAAAUCUUUCAAGAAAAUAUACAUUACAUGUUAAAACAGGUAAUUUCACCAUCUUUCUUUUGAAUUCUCCCGAAUCGUCGUCAUAAGAAUGGAACGUCUUUUCCAGAUAAUCAAAAGCAAAGUCAAAUGUGUCAAUAUUUAGUAUAUAUGUACUACACAACAUCUUCUCCCUUAAAAUGUAUGAAUGACAAUGAAAACUUAAUUUAAAAAAUAAAUUCAAGACUUUAACGCAUGUACAUGAAAUCGAUGCAACAAAAUUGACACCGAAUAACAUGUACAGGAUAUAUUCAUGAUACUUUUGACUAGGCAUUUGCAAUAGUAUUUUGAUAUGCUUAAUAUCAUUAUGAUACUCUUGUAACAAUAAACUUCAUCAUGGGAGUCUUUAAUUCUUGCUUGAUAUUUCAUGCUUAAAGGAAAGGGGUUUGGGUUAGGGUUAGGGUUUUGUUGACAUUUAAAUAAAGGGUCAAAACAAGAGAAACAACUCUAUCUACAUUGCAGAAAUCAGAGGAAAAUUGGUAAAAAAAAAAUAAAAAAAAAAAAAAGGACGGAAAACACCUUAUCCUACCUGGAAAAAUAUAAAUUUCAGUAACUUUAGAUGAUACCCAGCGUGUUUCAUUGGGGGGGGGGGGUGAAAAUUGAGCCAAUCGGAAGAUUUCCUCUGAAAAGAGGAAACAUCACACCCCUGACAUUGUCGCGACGAUAUGAUGGUCUUGAAAUAAAGCAACCCCAACUACUACAUCACUAGCAUUAAGGUAGUACUCUACAUCGUCAUAAUGGCUGACUUCCUUUAAAAACAUGGAUGAAAAAAUCGAUAUCAGCAAUAUUGGACUUUUCCUUUUCCAUUUAAAUACCUAGCCGAGUAGCUCAGUAGGUUAGAAUACAGACUGAUGAACUGUAGGUCGCAGGUUCGAGUCCAGCAGGGGUUUUAAAUUUUUUUCAGAUUACCUUCUACUAAAACUGUAUUUUUUGACAAAAUAAAGUAAAUUUGAAAAUUAUCAACUUCAAAAUAUUGUUGUACAUAUUCUCCACUUUUCAUCUACAUCAAAUUUCUCUGGUGUAGCGUACCUCCUUAACAGUACGUUACAUUGCUGAGAGGGAAGUAAAUCAUCAUAUUAAAGUUUUCGAUUUUCGGCCAGGUUGCACAUCGUGCAUCUGACUUAUAGUAUGGUGAAUGCCGGGUGUCCCUGUAAUAGGGUACCUAUUUUGUGUAAUCAACUCCUCUCGGACCUUUAAUUUGACAUUCCUCAAACUUUAUACAGUUGGUAUGGUCACAUUGAAGAUGUGCAUGUGUCUUUUUGAAAGUGAUCAGAUAUUUUUCGAAAAUUUUACUUGUAGUUAAACUUUGUAAUUUUUUAAAGCAUGUCUUGAAUAAACGGUAAUUAUUUUGUAUAAUCAACCCCUCUCACACCUUUAACUUGACAUUCCUCAAACAGAAUAUUGCACACAAAUUAAGACGUUAUCAGUUGUACAUAGAUAAAGAACCAUAAAUCUAAACAUGCUUAGCACUCACGGUAGUAACCGUUAGGGUUCUAACAGCUAACACCUGCCGUGACAGGGGACCUCCGUUUUUAAGGUCAUAUCUGAAAGACCCAUGAUUCUCACUUCUAAAUGCUGAGCGUUUGGCGAAGACGCAGUCACUACGUAUGUUUACGUCUUAGGUUUGAACCCCCCCCCCCCCCCUGUGGCACAAGUGGGACUCGAACUCGCAAUGUCUCGGUUACGAAGCUAACGUCGAAUAGUAUUAUGUUGCUAAACUCAUAGAAAGGUGAAAAAUAUGUAGGUCAAAAGAGAAUGUAUUUGGUUAAUAAAAUAGGUAUGUUUCAAGACAUUGUCCACAAAGUCAUUCUGAUACUACAUCAGUGAUACGUAUAUCAUUCGUCAGUUGCUAACGUAAAAUUGUCAAACUCGCUGACGUCGUCGUAUAUAUAUCGGCAUAAUAAGCUGAAUAUCUCCAAAACGUCUAUUGCUGAAGUACGGUUUAAGGUACAAGAACUACUCAAAAGGGUUACUGAACUUGAAGCUGCACAAAAUAUAAGAGAUGAAACCCUAGAGAAAUAACAGAAAGACCUCUCCGAUUUCAAAGGAGAUUUGAUUAGUUUGGCAAAAUCAGAGGAUGCGGUGCAUGAAAGGUGAAGAUAACGAACAGUGCAUGUAUCUUCGUGUAAAACGUUCCAGAAAAUCUCUAGAAUUCAACUGGAAGGUCUGUAUUACACAGCUGUGAAGGAGAAACUUCAAACGUACUGCACCACAACAUAUGCCAGAAGUGGUGUAAAUCAAAUGUGGAUUCUAAAAAAUUCUAAAGAACUCUUAGUAAAUUUGAAAUCGCAAAACGUUUCUCUUAUCAACAACAUCAAAACGUAUGAUUUUCAACACUUUACACGACCAUUCCUCGUAAUAAAUUAAAGACUAGAUUUUAUGACAUCAUAGACAGUUGCUUCUUUACCAAAAAAGGAAAACGGAAAUAUUCGUAUCUAGUGAUCAGUCAUCCAAAAAAAAUACUUUUUUAAAAACACCUCUCUGGUUCCAUGCACAAGUACUCUUAAGUUGAAAUUUAAAAAAAUAUGCUAGAGUUCCUCAUUGACAAUAUCUUUGUGGCCUUUGGUGAUCAGGUCUUCCAACAGUCUGUUGGAAUUCCCAUGGGCACGAACUGUGCUCCGUUGUUAGCUGACAUGUCUUUAUAUUCUUAUGAAGCAGAAUUUAUUUAAAAACCAAUGUGUUUCCAUUGGACCUAUUACACAAGAUACCCGUCAGUUACCUUUUGGUGUUCCCAAGGGAUCUGUUUUGGGACCCAAAUCAUAUUGUCUUUUCGUAAGACCCAUAGGAACAAUACAUCAUCGCCGUGGUAUGAAGUACCAUUGCAACGCGGACGAUACACAAGUCUACAUGGUAAUCAGAUCAGAAGAAAACUGGAUAAACUACGUAUCUCGCAUGGAAUCUUGCAUCAGAGAUACGUUGCAUUCCUCUUCUUACCCUUGGAAAGCGCUUUAGAGUAAGUUUUGUAUUUUCUCCCGCAGUAAAACGUGGGCUCAUUGUUCCGAUUUAUAAAGGCAGGACUACUGAAAUAUCUGUAGAUUUGUAGCCUAGUUGCCAUGCAUUUUUAAAAUGUGUGAAAAAGUUCUAUCAACAAAACUUUGCAGGCCCGGGCCGUGUCAGUUAAGAAUUGUUUUCAUUUUGACAUUUUUAUAACGAGCGAAGCAAGGCUCUAAAGGUAACACGUAUGUAAAAGAAAAAAGUCAAAUUCAGCAAAAGAAAAAGAGAUAAUCUCUAUGUACGUUCACUUAAAUUUUCGUGAUCCAUAUGGGCGCCGCCAUUUAUUUUUUCAUUACCUGCUUCAAGAGUUAUUCGUGUUUUAUUUUGAAUGCCAAUAAUAGAAGACUCUGACGUGCACUUCGUAAUUUAAACACCCAAUUUGUUCAGAAUGAAUAGUAUAAUAAUCAUUAUUGCAGGUUUUAGCAAAUAAUUACAUAUAACACCAUAAUACGACUAAAUAGAUGAACGAGUUCAUGAGUUUCUUUGAAUAAGAAUAUACGAUAAAAUUACGGUUACUUUUUUACCAUUUUGAAUUUAUUGGUUAAUUUUGUUUAGUUUUAUAACGGCCUUUUUCAUUGCAUACGGAAUGUAUUAUUGUUGUUUAUAAUUGUUUGCUUUGAAAAAGAAAAAAAAGUCGAGGCUAAAUGUGACGUCACAAUGCACAGUUGACGUCGCCUUGCGUUUUAUUUCCCGCGUUCAAUGAAUAGGCGGAUCCUGUAAAACUGUUCUCCCCAUAUAAACCCCUUGAAUAUUGAGAUCUUACUGGGUUUUUAGCGCAAGGAAAAUUUCAUUAAAAAUAUAUAUAUUUUUAAUGAAUCAUAAUCUACCGUACUUGACGGAAUUAUGAUUACCACUUGGGACUCUCCAAUGACAAUUACAUCCUUCGCUCGGUCCAACGGUCACACCGUAUACAUAUUAUCUAUUUACAGUUGUUCACCUACACACAUGGUUGGAAUAAAAUUGAA
This is a messenger RNA of Ostrea edulis (European flat oyster), 7328 nucleotides long. RefSeq lists its product as uncharacterized. Lineage: Eukaryota; Metazoa; Mollusca; Bivalvia; Ostreida; Ostreidae. Bases 248 to 877 code for a protein of 209 amino acids. The transcript is spliced from 6 exons. The record is from RefSeq and is a predicted model, not a curated record.